Messenger RNA from Trichophyton benhamiae CBS 112371, 1512 nucleotides. Its product is annotated as MFS multidrug transporter, putative. The record is from RefSeq and is a predicted model, not a curated record. Gene Ontology annotation, biological process: transmembrane transport. Gene Ontology annotation, molecular function: transmembrane transporter activity. NCBI's taxonomy places the organism in Eukaryota, Fungi, Ascomycota, Eurotiomycetes, Onygenales, Arthrodermataceae. The coding region runs from base 1 to 1512 and encodes 503 amino acids. The transcript has 2 exons.
AUGGUAGCAGAGGAGCUUAGAGCACCCCAGAACCUAAUAGCAAACUCUCCUAGCAGAGCUAUUGUGACUUGGGAUGGGCGCGAAGACCCCGAUGAUCCAUUCAAUUGGCCUCUACGGAAGAAAUGGUGGGCAACCGGACUUGGACUUCUUGCAAGUUUUGUCUGCUCUACUAAUGGAACCAUCAUUGCGGUUGCUCACAAUGCUAUAAAUGAAGAAUUCCAUAUCUCUGAUGUGGAUUUUCCUCAUUCCUACUGGCCGACCACGUCCUGGGGAGUAGGGGCCGCGCUGUUACCCCUUACUUUAUUCCCUAUAAUGGAAGACUUCGGAGUUCGACCCGUGCUUCUCACCACUUAUUUCUUCUUUAUCUGCUUUCUGAUUCCAAUUGGCUUAGCCAAAAAUUUUACGACGCUUAUUGUCAUGAGAUUCUUUAGCGGCGGUUGCGUUCCGAUUAUGAGCGAUGCCGUUGCUAGUAUCGUAUCAAAUGUUUUUCACGGAGACCGCGCCAGAAGCAUACCCAUAUGUCUUUAUGUUACUACAUACCUGGUUGCGACAAGCAUUGGCCCAGUGAUCGGAGCAUCUAUACUUCAAUUUCUGUCCUGGAGAUGGAUUGGUCACAUCGAAUUGAUUUUCACAGCGGCACUUUUUCCUCUCUUCAUCAUCGGCCUUCCCGAGACCCGCGGCUCAGUUAUCUUGCGAGCGAGAGCCAAACGCCUACUAAGUAAUGGUAAAAAGGUAUAUAUAGCGAAUAAGCUCCAUCAUGAUGCAAAAUUGUACCAGACCGUCCUCAAAAACGUGCAACGGCCCCUGUACAUGUUGUUUACGGAGCCUGUGGUAUUUAUUGCCACUCUUUGGGCUGCCUUUAGCCUUGGAACGAUCUACCUAUUCACCCAGUCUGUCGAGCUAGUGUAUGGGCAACUCUAUGGUUGGGAUGCUAUACUAGCAGGUUAUGUCCAGGUUGCCAUUGUGUUUGGUGAAAUUCUUGGUUGUGGACUUUGUAUGUCAACUAACGGCUGGUAUCACGCAUCUGCUGACCAUAAUACCGAAGUUCCCGGCAUACCUAUCCCUGAGGCAAGAUUAUAUACAUCGAUAAUUGGGGGUUUCUUUGGUGUUACCGGCGGAAUGCUUGUAUAUGGAUGGACCUCAUACCCUACCGUCCAUUGGAUGGCACCUGUUAUCGGCUUGACUAUGGUGGGGUUUGGAACAACUUCUGUUGUGAUAAGCACUGCAAACUAUCUUAUUGAUGCAUAUAGCAAGUACGCUGCGAGCGCUCUUGGUGCUGUGGGCUUGGUUGAGAACAUUGCUAUCGCCUUUCUCCCUCUUGCCUCAACAGCAAUGUACACAGGCAUUGGAUUUCAGUGGGCCAGCUCACUUCUCGCAUUUGUGUCUUUUGCUCUUGCUAUAACUCCAUUUGUGGUCUUCAAAUGGGGCAAAGAAAUAAGAUCUCAAAGCCCAUUUAUGAAGGAGGCGAUUAUUGAUCGACGGAGAGACAAUGUCGGUGUAGCUAGCGUGUAG